GUUUUAUUUGGCUAUUCAAACGAUUGUGACUCGGGAUUUUUCAUACUGAUUCAUAUUUGCAGACAUCUCUUAGAUAAUUAUUUUAUUAAUUAUUGCCAUUAGCAAUCAUUUCAGACAUAAAACGUAAUCGAUCAAAGUUCAACAUGGAUAGUUCAAUGGAAGAAGAAUUAAAAGCUAUUGGGAAAAGCAUCAUGGGGAAGAGAAAAUUGUCAUUGCAAAGAACUCCACCAACUUUCACUGAAAACCAGCUCAAAGAUUUGCGCACAGCAUUUGAUUUGUUAGACAGAGAUCAAGAUGGAAUGGUCACACCAACCGAGCUUCAGUUUAUGCUUCGUAAUUUAGGAAUUGAACUAAGUGAUGAAUUAAUUGAUGGAUUGAUGAAAGAAGCUAGUAAAACUGGUAAUGGAUUGAUAGAUGAAACAGAGUUUCUUCAAUGGAUUGCCAGAAUACAAGCAUUACGUGAAACAGAAACAACCGCCGAAGAUGAUGAUUUGACACAAGAUUUGGUGGCUGCAUUUCGUGUCUUUGAUAGAGAUAGCAAUGGAUACAUAACACUUGAUGAACUACAAAGAGCGAUGCAAAUGAUCGGUGAGAACGUUUCAGAUGCUCAAUUAAAUGAAAUGUUAACAUUAGCAGAUCUGGAUAAGGAUGGAAAAAUAAAUUAUGAAGAAAUUUUCAAAGCAUCUGCUCAAUUUAUUGACCCGAUAACUCCAGUUGUUGAAUCUUCUUCUCAAUAUCAGACGAAAUCACAAUCAAGAAAUGUGCAACCAAAUGAUCAACUUUCAGAGCAAUUACAAGAUGAGCCUCAAAAAUCACAAAAAUCUCAAACACCAGAAAACCAACAAAAUAAUCAAAAUCUAGCAAACUUAAUAGCAUUAACAAUAUCUGAAUCAACACAGCUCAAUGAUCAAAUAAAGAAUGACUUUGCAAGUCUACAUCCACAGUUUUCUUUACGUGAUGCAUCACAAGACGGAAUGGAGCAAUCACGAAAUGGUGCACAGCCAAUAACCCUACAGUUGUUGUGUACUCGUGGAUAUGAUUCAAACUGCGCUCCAUCACAAUCUUACCCUGGGUAUCAAACGAAUUUUAUUUCAAGAUAUUGGAAUAAAGAAGGCAGAGGAUAUCACCCAGCAGACUACAACUCUAAGCAUGACAGAGUCGGACCGUUUCAACUUUUUGAUGAAAAGACAGAUCUAAAAGUUCAAGAUGAUGAAACUAUGAUAAAUGAAGCAACACAUGAUGAAUUCGCUGAUGAUUUUCCUGAAUAAAACUGUAAACUUUAAGUGACGAGUGCCUGUUGCCAUCACUGACAUGAAUAAAAUUUAAUCAAUGAAAUUUAGAUUUAGUCAAAUCAACGAGACAUAAAUUUUUCCAUCUGUCGCCUUAUUGUUUAAUUUUCCCUUAAAAUUUCAGUGUCAGUUUCAAUAGAAUUUAAUGAAGAUUUCUGUCUAAUCUAAAAUAAUAACGAAAACCAAAUCGAUUACAUUUAAGCAGAAUAAAAGUAAUUUUUUUCUCAUUGUCGAUUUUAUCAGAGAAGAUUCCAGGAAUAAAAUGACAGAACAAAAGAAUUGAAAUUUUCUUCUACAAUAAAAUAUCUUUAAGAUGAAUCUACAAUAACAGUAAUUGAAUUUUAAUAAAUAACAUAUCUA
This is a messenger RNA of Clunio marinus, 1649 nucleotides long. NCBI's taxonomy places the organism in Eukaryota, Metazoa, Arthropoda, Insecta, Diptera, Chironomidae. The record is from the annotation of a GenBank genome assembly.